AUGUCUGAGGAACCAUUCAACCAUGAACACAUGCUUACCCCUGUUUUCCUUGGGGGCAUGUUCGCGAUGUCUCUUUGGGGAGUAACAUGCCUUCAAACUUUCACAUAUUUUUCGAGAGGCUGGAAUGAUCCUCUCUCUUUGAAGGUCACGAUCGCCAUACUUUUUAUGCUGGACACUCUCCAUAUGACCCUUACAGUGCAUUUGGACUAUCACUACAUGGUUCUCAACUUCGCCAACCCCCUAGCGCUCAUUGAGCCUGUCUGGAGUUUGUUUUUCCAUACCCUGCUCAUCACCUCGACCAAUUUUGUCAUUCGAUCGCUAUUCGUCCGUCGCAUCUGGAUACUAACCAAAGGUCGAAGGCUCCGGUUAAUCAUCGCCGUACCGAUCAUGGCAUUAUCAAUGGCUGAUUUGGUAUCGGCAUUCUUCAUUACUGCAAAGGCUUUCCAGCUUCCCAAUUUGCUGCAAUUGUACCGGCUAGCCGUAUACGCCUAUAUCUCAUUUAUAUCUGCUACCAUUGCCGAUCUGGCCCUAACCGUCGCAUUGUGGUAUAUUCUUCGAAGCUCGAGUACUGGUUUCAAGCCAACGGACAGUGCUAUCUCGAUUCUCAUCAAAUACAUCGUAAAUACCUGCGGGAUUGUCACGUUGUGCGCCUUUGUGUCUAUGUCGCUUUACAUCGCCAUGCCCGAGACGUUCGUUUUCAUGGGAUUCUACCUUCUCCUCAGCAAAUUGUAUAUCAAUUGCUACCUCGCAAGCAUGAACGCCCGUGACGAUAUCAGGAGGACGAUGAACAGUACCCAAGAGCAUAUCUCCAUCCACCUGACCGAUGUUUCCCGAGGUCGGGUCAGCACUCUCGACGCCACCACGGGCACCCUUUCCCCAGGGCUCGAGAAGGGCCCUCGCGUCAGCAGUCAGCUUUCCGUUACAGUUCACACUUUGGUGGACCGGCAUGUCGAUCAAGCGCACGUGGAGUCUGGCUUCCAGAAGUAA
Messenger RNA from Coprinopsis cinerea okayama7#130, 987 nucleotides. RefSeq lists its product as hypothetical. Bases 1 to 987 code for a protein of 328 amino acids. The transcript is spliced from 18 exons. The record is from RefSeq and is a predicted model, not a curated record. Lineage: Eukaryota; Fungi; Basidiomycota; Agaricomycetes; Agaricales; Psathyrellaceae.